Cicer arietinum (chickpea) is the source of this 1650-nucleotide messenger RNA. RefSeq names its product calcium/calmodulin-regulated receptor-like kinase 1. Gene Ontology annotation, biological process: protein phosphorylation. Lineage: Eukaryota; Viridiplantae; Streptophyta; Magnoliopsida; Fabales; Fabaceae. The record is from RefSeq and is a predicted model, not a curated record. Gene Ontology annotation, molecular function: ATP binding; protein kinase activity.
UUUGCCUUUGUUGAAAAUGAAAAUCCACGUCACUUGAUAUGAAACCGCUUUAUAUUUGUUUUUGUGGAAGUUGAUUUCCUCUAUCAUUUGUCUUUACGUGUUCGCUCUCACUCACUCUCUCUGUCUCUUCGCUUAAUCAUGAACUAGAAUAACUCGUACAUUGGCAGACUCAUAAGUAGAUUCUCAAUUUGUGAGAUGAGCAGUAUUCUCUUGAUUUUGGCUAUAGGAAUAAGCAUAGGCUUUGUGGUUGGAGUUGGUUUAGCAUUUUCAAUUUUAGUCAUAUUCAGGUGUGGAAGGAAGAGAAUAGACGUGGAGAAGAAUGGUCCUCGGAGAACCAAGUCCGUUCCUGUUCAUGUCAAAGGGGUUGAUUCUACUGCAGCAUUAUCAGACUCCAAUGCGGCGCUUGAGUCGCCUAGAACAUCUGAAUGGAGUAACACACCUUUUUGGUUAGAAGGACUUAGGAGGAAGAAUGUAGCCUCAGCAUGUGGAAUUCCUAAGUAUUCUUUCAAAGAUAUAGAAAAGGCUACUUCUAAUUUCACAACGAUCAUAGGCCAUGGAGCAUUUGGUUCUGUUUACAAAGCAGUCAUGGCUACAGGUGAGACAGUUGCAGUUAAAGUUCUUGGUACUGAUUCAAGUCAAGGAGAACAAGAAUUUUUAACUGAGGUCCUAUUACUUGGAAGAUUACAUCAUAAAAACCUUGUGGGUUUGAUAGGAUAUGCUGCAGAACGAGGACGGCAUAUGCUCCUUUACAUUUACAUGAGCAACGGAAGUCUUGCUUCUCAUUUGUAUGGCGAAAAUCAUGAGCCAUUGAGCUGGGAUUUGAGACUUAGCAUAGCACUAGAUGUUGCAAGGGUACUGGAAUAUCUACAUUAUGGGGCUGAUCCACCUGUUGUUCACCGCGACAUCAAGUCUUCCAACAUUCUAUUGGACCAGUUUAUGAGAGCCAAGGUCACUGACUUUGGGCUUUCUAGACCAGAGAUGAUUAUACCUCGUAUGUCAAAUGUCAGAGGAACAUUUGGAUAUCUUGAUCCUGAGUAUAUUUCUACAAGAACCUUCACUAAGAAAAGUGAUGUUUAUAGUUUUGGUGUGCUACUUUUUGAGCUUAUUACUGGAAGGAAUCCACAGCAGGGCCUCAUGGAAUAUGUAAAACUAGCUGCCAUGGAAAGUGAGGGCAAGAUUGGAUGGGAAGAAAUUGUGGAUCCACAAUUGAAUGGAAACUAUGAUAUACAUAAGCUUAAUGAUAUGGCUUUCCUUGCAUUCAAAUGUGUCAAUGAAGUCUCCAAAAUUCGACCUUCAAUGAGGAACAUUGUUCAAGCCUUAUCUCAACUUUAUAACAAGCCUAGUAUAAAUUCUAACCGAGCAUCUCCGUUUGCGCUAAGCGGAGUGACCAUUGAAGUAGAACAGCAAGAAACUCAAGACUUUUCAUCUAUUGAGUGUUCGAAGGUGCUGAGCAGACUGCACAGCCGAUAAUCAUUGAAGUCUGUCAUCGAUGUUUAAAUUAGAUGUAUUCUUUAAUUUUGUUUACUUGGUUAACUGUUUACCUUCAAGAAUUAUAAUGUAGAUUGGAAAUAACACCUUGAGCAUGUUAGGGGAAUCUUACAGAAGUUCAAUUGUCUUUUUAUAUGAAACGUUUACCCAUUUUCAAAUUUA